Messenger RNA from Lingula anatina, 1351 nucleotides. RefSeq lists its product as uncharacterized. NCBI's taxonomy places the organism in Eukaryota, Metazoa, Brachiopoda, Lingulata, Lingulida, Lingulidae. The record is from RefSeq and is a predicted model, not a curated record.
UUAGCUGGGCCUUAAUUGAUUGGAUUUCUAACAAGGUUUCAUCGUUUGAUCAGGCACCUGUACGGCACAUUCUGAAGUUUGUUUUAUUGGAGAACCGUCAGGAGCAUACAUAAUUGAUAGGAUUUGAAGCCACCUCCAUUUGCAAUCAAUCACUAACAUCACUAGCAACAGUAUUAGUGUCUGGCAGGCAUUUAGUCGGAGAUGAAGCUUUUUAUCAACACACAGUAGUGGACGACAUGCGAUGGAAUUUGAGCAAAGAAAGAGCCAGUAGGACCGAGGUCUGAGAACUAUGAACAAAGUGAUGGACCAGCGGUCAUCUCAGCCCAAGUCCAGCUUGACCAAAGUGCUGCUCAAGGACAAUGUGGCGAUGCAGCAAGUCCUGGAGAAACAAAUCUCCACUCUAUCAGUAGAACAGAAGAGAAUUGAAAAGAUUCUUGAACUGAGCCGAAGAACUUUCAUUCACAAACAAACUAAGAAGCAAAAACAACUGGAAAAGAUUGGUCUGACACAUAUCUCGAUUUUACCAAAUAUCGACCCUCACCAGACUCGUUGCCAAAGUUCUUCAAAUGCCAGAAGGCUACACUCAAGGUCAAGGUCAAGUCCACAGGUUCACUGGGAUUUACCAGGGUCAAGGUUAGAGACAGGUCAAGGUCAAACUGAAGCAACUAUGAUCACUCACAGAUCUCUGACAGAUCUGAAUAGCUGCAGUCUAAAAAAAUCUGAGGCAAAAGUUGAUUCAAAAGAAGAGUUAAAAAUGCCUAGAAUAACAGUAGAUGAAGGGGAUGCACCCGUGGCUGACAGCCGGCCUGGAUCAUCUACAUUAAGACAUUGUAAAAGUGCCGGCGAUUUACAACGGUCUUUGUCAGUUCCGGAUGAUGUUCACGAUAAAGACCAGGAAACCACCCUGCCCUCUCUAGAAGACACAAUGCAAGCAAGAAGACACACAAUAUUUUCACCAACUCAAAGGCAAUUCACAGGAUAUCCAAGAGGGUUUUCUUCAAAACUAAGAACUAGACGUGCAACAAUAGCAUUCCCAGUAUUAAUGGACCAGUCGCAGGUAAUGAACGACCCACGGUUCCUGGGACUAAAGAAUGCGUUAAUACCUCUAAACGAACCAGAGCCAGAACCUGCUGAGGAGAGCAGCGAGGAGAGCGAGGAGGAGGAGGAGGAGGUGGUCAGACGACCAAGAAAUGCCAUGUUUAUCAGUGCAGCUGAUCUGGAUGAUUAAUUGUCACUGUCUUAAAAAAGUGCCUCUCGAGAUAUCGCUGACUGUAAGAACAGUGAAAUUUCUUAUGUUGAUAUUAUAUAAGAAAGUUGCAACAUGCAACAGAAUUUAUCAAAGUGACCUAGA